CGCGGACGGAAGAUGGCGUCCGCCACCCGUCUCAUCCAGCGGCUGCGGAACUGGGCGUCCGGGCAUGACCUGCAGGGGAAGCUGCAGCUGCGCUACCAGGAGAUCUCCAAGCGAACUCAGCCUCCUCCCAAGCUCCCUGUGGGUCCUAGCCACAAGCUCUCCAACAAUUACUAUUGCACUCGUGAUGGCCGCCGGGAAUCUGUGCCCCCUUCCAUCAUCAUGUCGUCGCAGAAGGCGCUGGUGUCAGGCAAGCCAGCAGAGAGCUCUGCUGUAGCAGCCACUGAGAAGAAGGCGGUGACUCCAGCUCCUCCCAUAAAGAGGUGGGAGCUGUCCUCGGACCAGCCUUACCUGUGA
Molecule: messenger RNA, 354 nt
Organism: Pan troglodytes (chimpanzee)
Lineage: Eukaryota; Metazoa; Chordata; Mammalia; Primates; Hominidae
Gene: NDUFA7
Product: NADH:ubiquinone oxidoreductase subunit A7
Biological process (GO): ATP synthesis coupled electron transport; mitochondrial electron transport, NADH to ubiquinone
Cellular component (GO): respiratory chain complex I; mitochondrial inner membrane
Source: RefSeq, marked provisional